Molecule: messenger RNA, 743 nt
Organism: Guillardia theta CCMP2712
Lineage: Eukaryota; Cryptophyceae; Pyrenomonadales; Geminigeraceae
Exons: 5
Coding region: 4-648 (214 amino acids)
Source: RefSeq, a predicted model, not a curated record
AUGAUGGAUCGCUGCAGAGACGGUCGCCACAGCUCCGUGAAUCGCGACGUUCCUGCUUUCCUCUCCUUCCCCGACGGCUCUCACUCCCUCGGUGUCAUCUCGCAGCAUGGAGACGUGGAGACUGAGGCGAGAGGAGACCAUCACAGCGGCUCGCUCAACGGGCCCUUCAUCGUCUGGGCUGACCCCGUGCAGCGAGGCAGCGCUGACCGAUCAGGCGACUACCAACAGCUGCAGAUGUUCUUCCAUGCUACAGUAGGCUUGAACAUCCUGCUCAACGCUCUCUUCUUCUUCGACCUGGUCAGACUCCCUCGAGCCUGCGGGGAUCUGAUCGCGUCGCAGAUGCGAUACACCUACAACAAGGACAUACUGAGCCCCGAUCGCGUCUCUCCUCCCAGCAUGGCCAUGCCGAUCGCUUCCUUCAUAUUAUGCGUGCUCUUCAAGCUCAUAGGCGCUUGGGGGGUUUUUAAGAAGAAGAUCCGCUACAUCUCCAUCUUCAUCUCCUUCGUCUUGUUCUUCUCACUAGUCAACUUGCUCUGGAUCGCGACAUCCCCGCAGCUUGCCGGUGUCUUCAUCGACAUUCUGCUGGUUCUCUUUGCUCACAGAGUUCGAGCCAGGCUCAUGGGCGAAUGGUUCUCUGCUACCCGAUGAUUUCUCUCCGUCCUCCUCCAGUUGUCACAGUAGAAAAAGUGAAGCGCAAUGAUAGCAGAUUCACCUCAUCUUCUACGCCUCACGCGCUCUCGCUG